AUGGAAGCAUCGGUCGAUGGUGUUGCUUCCAGAAUGUUACAUAGCAAUCCAUCGACGUUAAACACAUCAUUGCUUUACCUUGACGUCCUUGUAAAUAAUAAACAAAUGAAAGCAAUGAUUGAUACUGGCGCAAACCGAACAUUUAUUUCAUUACAAGCACUACCUAGACCACACACUCAACAAUUUAUCGAUAAACAACAGAGAAGUGCAUCUUUAGCCGACGGACAGACAUCACUUUCUAUUUUAGGCACAUUAGAAUUAUGCAUUGAUAUCGGUGACAUGUCAACAAUUAUCAAAGGAUAUGUUGUGAAGGAAUUAUGUGCAGAAUGCAUAUUAGGAAUGGAUUUCAUUAGUAAAUAUAAACUCAUUAUCAAUGCAGAUGAACGAACAGUGACAAUGCAUGAUGAUGAUAGAUGCAUUACAACGACAUUUGACGUUAAUCAACGCAAGAUUCGUUAUCCAGCACGAACAAUUCGUCAGGUCUAUGUUCCACCGAAACGAACAGUCUCAAUACCAGUCAACGUGAAAAUAUCGUCAGCCAAAGUUUCAUUUCGGCCAUCUUUUCGAUUGGCGCGACAAACCCCAAUGAUAUUGGUAAACAACAUGGUCGUGGUGAAUCACCAAAAGUCACACAUUUCACUUUACAACCCGGCUAAAUAUUCGUACACGAUACCUGAGGGCAUCGUAAUAGGAACGACCACAGUUCCAACAUUAUCUUUCAACAAAUGUUUAUCAAUCGAUCAUGAAUUAGUCAACGGAUAUAUUACAAAGUUGACUCGACACGUCGCAGAUCCGAAACAAGCAGAUGAAAUUACGAAUAUUCUUCACCACCAUGAGAAACUCUUCGACACAAGCAAACCUGCGAUUGCUGUUAAUGUCAAACCACAUGAAAUCAAGACACUUGAUUAUCCUCCACCGACGUCGAGACCAUCUUCUACAACAUGGUCUCAUUCGCAAGUNGAGAAACUCUUCGACACAAGCAAACCUGCGAUUGCUGUUAAUGUCAAACCACAUGAAAUCAGGACACUUGAUUAUCCCCCACCGACGUCGAGACCGUACUAUUCAACGCCGCAAAAAGAAGAAGAAAUAUACAACAUCGUUCAAGAUCUUCUACAACAUGGUCUCAUUCGCAAGUCAUAUUCUCCAUUUGCAGCACCAGCAUUACUGGUCGCUAAGCACGAUGGAACAUGGCGAAUGGUUGUCGAUUACAAGAAACUGAACACCAUGACAAUCAAAGACAAUCACCCAUUGCCGAACAUGGAACAAACAAUAAGACGAUUAGGUGGUGGAUACAAAUUAUUCUCCAAAUUAGAUAUGAAGAGUGGAUUUUGGCAAAUCCCAAUCAAGGAAGAAGACAAGAACAAGACAGCAUUUAUCACAGCUGAAGGAUUGAAGAACAGCCCGCCGUCAUAUCAACGAGUGAUGGCUGACAUAUUGGCACCUUGUCGACAGUUUCCAUUGGUCUACAUCGACGACAUCGUGAUGUUUUCUCGUUCAUUCGAAGGGCACGUGGAACACAUCCAACUAGUAUUAUCCAUUCUAUCCAAGUACAACUUUCAACUCAAUCCACCGAAAUGCAAAUUAUUCCAACGAAAAAUUGAAUAUUUAUUCUUGGAUUCGCACUGA
Molecule: messenger RNA, 1626 nt
Organism: Adineta ricciae
Lineage: Eukaryota; Metazoa; Rotifera; Eurotatoria; Adinetida; Adinetidae
Source: the annotation of a GenBank genome assembly